ACUGGACAAAGAGUUUAGUUGGUUGUCGUUAAGUCUGUUCCCUUCGGAUACAGAUAAAAUAAUGCAUGGGUUUUCACUUUUGCCCUAAACGAAUGAAUUGACGGAGAGAAAUGAAGCAACAAGAGGAAGUAGUUCGACUCGAAGAGGAGAGAGAAAGACGGUGACGAGGAGAGGAGUUCAAGCAACUGAUAAUCGUCAAUGAACCAAUAGUUUUCACAGGUGUGUUUCUGACGGUGCGUUUGCUGCGAGCUCAAAAUAAAGGUUGUUUAAAUGGAGAUCCCGAAAAAUGAACAGGAUACUGAACCAUCAUUUUCGAAUGUUUAUGAACUACCAGGAGAGCCUGCUAUUGUAAUUAAUGGGGUGCCUGAUAUACCUGCUUGUGACACUGCCCCUUCUCUUUGUAAUUCUCUGAAAGAUGAAAAUUUACUUGGAGGAAGUACAGGUUUUGGUGAGUGGCUAGAAGGAAGGGUUGUAAACAAGAUGUUCGGUGAUAGGUAUUACUACGGUGUCAUAAUCGAGUUCGACAACGAUACAGGAUGGUAUCGAGUGGAGUACGAAGAUGGAGAUUUCGAAGAUCUCGAUUGGCAUGGUGUAGAACGGGUGCUUUUGCCGAUGGACAUAACAGUUCCAUUGAGAACAUUAGCACGGAAGACUCUGAAGAGAAGCAGGAAGGCUGAGAAGAACAGGAAGAACAAGAGUGGAAACAGUAGGGGCGAUCCCAAAGAAAUGGAGAGGAGUAGGAAGAAGAGUGAGGACAGUAAAGUUGUGUUGCCAACAGAACCUGCAGCCUGAGGGAAAUUCUAGGUUCUUUGUUUUUUCCUUUCUUUUUGAAUGGGACUAUGAAGGAAUUUGGUCCUAUAUUGGUUAGUAAGUAAAAGGGUUGAAGAACCAGGAGUUUUGGCACUC
Cucurbita maxima (winter squash) is the source of this 906-nucleotide messenger RNA. Its product is annotated as dirigent protein 17-like. The record is from RefSeq and is a predicted model, not a curated record. The coding region runs from base 271 to 792 and encodes 173 amino acids. The transcript is spliced from 3 exons. NCBI's taxonomy places the organism in Eukaryota, Viridiplantae, Streptophyta, Magnoliopsida, Cucurbitales, Cucurbitaceae.